AUGUCGAACACUCCCGACAGCAAGGAGAUUCCAUCUCUUGCCAGUGACCUCAAGGCCGAAAGCUACCAUGUCAGCGGCAAGGAUGUCAGCACUCAGCAUAUCGAGGCCAGAAACGCCACGGACCGUGAGCACGGCCUGACUGUACGGAACGCGCUCCGCCUCUAUCCCAAGGCCAUCGUCUACUCGCUGGUGUUCUCGACCGCCAUCAUCAUGGAGGGUUACGACAUAACCCUUCUGCCUUCCUUCUUUGGUUACACUGCCUUCCAGGAGAAGUUUGGCGACCAGCCCGGUCCUAACGGUGUUGGCCGUGUCAUUUCGGCUGACUGGCAAACCAAGAUCCAGAACGCCGGCCUGGCAGGUCAGAUCCUUGGUCUCAUCAUCAAUGGCUGGGUUUCCGAUAUCUUCGGCUACCGCAAGACUAUGCUGGCUGCCCAGUUCUGGAUGGUCGGUGGUCUCUUCAUCCCCUUCUUCGCCAACAACCUCGAGACGCUCCUUGCCGGUAACAUUGUCCUCGGUAUGCCCUGGGGUAUCUUCCAGACCCUCAGUGUCACCUACGCCUCCGACAUGGCCCCCGUCGUCCUCCGUCCUUACUUGACUACCUACAUCAAUCUUUGCUGGGUCAUCGGUCAGAUCCUUGCGAGCGGUAUCCUCAAGGGUCUUCUCAACAUCCCCAACGAGUGGUCGUACAAGAUCCCCUUUGCCCUGCAGUGGGUGUGGCCCCCGUUGCUCAUCGUCGGCACCUUCCUGGCCCCCGAGUCUCCUUGGUGGCUCGUCCGCAAGGACCGGCUCGAGGACGCGCGCAAGGCCCUGAUCAAGAUGACUAGCCGCGACUCGGGCGUCGACUUCAACCCUGACGAGCAGCUCGCUCUGAUCCAGGCUACCGACCGCCUCGAGAGGGCUCAGUCCGAGGGCACCAACUACUGGCACUGCUUCCAGGGCACCAACUUGCGCCGCACCGAGAUUGCCUGUGUCUCCUACGUCGCCCAGGCCCUGUGCGGCACCGCACUCAUGGGCUACUCUGUGCAGUUCUACCAGCGCGCGGGUCUCUCCACCGAGGAUGCCUUCAGCUUCACCAUCGGCCAGUUCUGUAUGGGCUUCGUCGGCACCGUCGCCUCGUGGUUCCUCAUGGGCCGCUGGGGCCGCCGCCCGAUCUACCUCGCCGGUGUGGCUGGCCUGCUCAUCUGCCUCGUCAUCGUCGGCGGCCUGGGCUUUGCGGACCAGAGCCAGAAGGGCCCGGCCUUCGCCACGGGCACCCUCUUGCUCGUCUACACGCUCAUCUACGACCUGACCAUCGGCCCGCUGUGCUACUCGAUCGUCGCCGAGAUCCCCUCGACGCGGCACAAGAUCAAGACGGUCGUCAUGGCCCGCGGCCUCAGCAACUGCAUGGGCUUUGUCAACAACGUCCUCAUGCCCAAUAUGCUCGGCGUCAACGCCUGGAACUGGGGCGCCAAGACGGGCCUCUUCUGGGCCGGGCUCUGCCUGCUCAUCCUCGUCUGGGCCUACUUCCGCCUCCCCGAGCCCAUGGGCCGCACCUACGGCGAGCUCGACAUCCUCUUUGAGAAGCGCGUCUCUGCGCGCAAGUUUGCCAGCACCCACGUCGACCAGUUUGCCGAGUCUGAGGACGAGAAGAUCCACCAGUAG
This is a messenger RNA of Microdochium trichocladiopsis, 1641 nucleotides long. Its product is annotated as general substrate transporter. Lineage: Eukaryota; Fungi; Ascomycota; Sordariomycetes; Xylariales; Microdochiaceae. The record is from RefSeq and is a predicted model, not a curated record. Gene Ontology annotation, biological process: transmembrane transport; carbohydrate transport. Gene Ontology annotation, molecular function: carbohydrate:proton symporter activity. Bases 1 to 1641 code for a protein of 546 amino acids. The transcript is spliced from 2 exons. Gene Ontology annotation, cellular component: membrane.